Molecule: messenger RNA, 2115 nt
Organism: Brachypodium distachyon (stiff brome)
Lineage: Eukaryota; Viridiplantae; Streptophyta; Magnoliopsida; Poales; Poaceae
Product: protein GRAVITROPIC IN THE LIGHT 1
Exons: 1
Coding region: 305-1669 (454 amino acids)
Biological process (GO): negative gravitropism; response to red or far red light
Source: RefSeq, a predicted model, not a curated record
CCAUCACGAGCGUAGAAGCAUCUUCUGCAACAAACAACCACUCCUUACUGAGCCGAGCCAAGGAAACUCCAACUCUUUCCUCCCCAUUCCUCUCGACGGAGACAAGCUCGCCCCUUUUUCCUCUCCCAGAUCCCCCACCCCAGCACCGCUCCGUUCCACCGCCCCCACCAUCAAUCCCCUCUUCUCGCCGCCAUCCACGUCCUCUAUCCUCCCCGCCCCGUAAAUCCGCAAUUCGCCAAGGGCCCUCGCCCGGCGGCAGAGGCGUUGGGGGGCCGGCCGGCGCGCUCGCGAAUCCCGGGCAGCCAUGCUCCAGAAGUUCGCUCUCGCGUUCAAGACCAAGACCAUCGAGUUCUUCGCCGAGGAGGAGGAGGACGAGUAUGCGGCGGCGGGGGAGGGCGGGGUCCUCGCUGGCCAACGGGUGGUUGUGCUGAAGCCCGACCCGCAGAACCCUAGCCCUGUCGUCGGCGGGGAAGGGGAUGGGGAGGGCGUGCUUGCGUCCAGCGAGGAUGCGGCCGUAGAGGCGGCGCUCGCGACGGCGUCGUUGUUCCAGGCGGCGUACCUGCACCUGCAAGCGGCGCACUCGCCGUUCCUGCCGGACGCCGCGGCGGCGGCGGACGCCCUUGCUGUUUCGCACCUCCGGAGGCUGUCCGAGCUAAAGCGGCUCGCGUCGGGCGCGCCGGCAGAGGGGGAUGGGCCCCUCACGGCCCACCUCGAGGACCAGGUGCGCGAGAACCAGGCGCUGCUGCGGUCGUUCGACGCCGUGGUGAAUCGCCUCCAGGCCGCGCUCGACGCCAAGGACACCGCGGCCGCCGCUCUUCGCUGGGAGCACGCGGCGCUGGCGGACGGCAACGCGCGCCUCGCUGGGCGCCUCGACCGCGCCCUCGCGCCACAGCCGGGCGCAGGUGGCGGCGACGCCUUGGGUGCCAUGCUGUCCGCGAGCGUCUUCGACUCCGUCCUACGCGAUGCUCUCCGCGUCGCCCACCGCUUCACCCGUGCGCUCGCCGAGCUCCUCAGAUGUGCUGGAUGGGACCUGACUAACGCCGCAGCAGCUGCCUACCCUGGUAUUGCCUACUCCAAGCAUGGCCAUUGCCGCUACGCCCUUCUGUCCCGUGUCUGCCUGUCCAUGUUUGACGGCUUCGACUCCUACCAAUUCGGUGCCGCAAGUGAUGAUGGUGGAGCCCUUGAAGGGAUUGAGCUCGCAAUUCGCAGGAAUGAAUCAUUGCAGCAAUUCAUUGAGCACUCUGAUACAGACCCCAUCGAGCUCAUGCAUUCAAGCCCUGACUGUGAAUUCGCCCAAUUUUGCGAUCGGAAGUACAAACAGCUUAUCCAUCCAGGCAUUGAGUCUUCAUUGUUUGGGAAUUCAGAAUGCGGGGCAUUGCCAGUGUUGGCUGCAGCAGGUCCUCUCUAUGAGCUGUUCAUCACAAUGGCAAGCUCAAUAUGGACACUCCACAGGUUGGCCUGGGCGUAUGACCCAGCAGUCGGCAUAUUCCAGGUUAGCCGAGGCACAGAGUACUCGUCGGUUUACAUGGAGAGCAUCGUGCGUCCGAAUACAUUUUCAGCAAGCAAAGAGGUCGGGAAGACGGUGCGUCCAAAGGUCGGGUUCACCGUGGUGCCGGGCUUCCGGCUUGGCGGGACGGUGCUCCAAUGUCGGGUGUACUUAGAGCCCUAGGUUGUGGUAACGAAGGAAUUAUAGAUUCAAAUGAAAUAAUAUAGUCAAAAAGAAACUGUACAUUUGGGAAACGAAAGGAGGCGUUGUAAAGGCGAUCAAAGAUCAGAGAGCCAAAGAUAACCUCUCAGAAUCAAAGUUGCUACUCGAUGAGGAGUACAGAUAAAGCUAUUUAUCUUUUUUGUUUUGGUUUUGGCUUGUGUAAAAGGGGAGCGUUCGUGAUUUGUAGUGUUGUUGUACAAAGGUCGUCAGAUUUCUAGAGUUGCGUUCUAACAUUGUGAGAGCGUUACUGUUCUUUUUUCCGAAGCAUCAUACUCCGUAGGUAAUUUACCUGUCUGCAGUCCGAUUCGUCUUGUGAAUGUGUAUAUGUACAUCAUCAGUAGAAGAAUGCUGGUGGGGGAUAUUGCAUUCUGUCGUCUGUGAAAUGUUUACCUUGCCAUUUACUCUCA